UGUCGCCUGCAUCCAAGAAAUAUGAUUAUCAGCGUGGCCUUGAUCUGCUCCUCUUUUACGACGAAGGCGUACGUAAGUCGGAACGCGCUGGCAUAAUGACACUCAAUAUUGUAAACAAUCAAAUAAAUGUAAAAAAAAAAAAAAAAAACUGUGCCUUGAAAGGCAAAUUUGAGCGCCGUUCGUAAGCUCCAAAUGUUGCGCCUGUCAAGUGCGUCAUCGAAUAUAUUCGCCGAUUGUUUUGCGGUGGCGUAAACGCGCUCUGCGUCGCCCCGCUUCUUACAAUGCACUCGAAACCGACACGGUUCCCGAAAUGAGGAUAUUUAUCAUGCGGCAUAUGACACGGCUGCUCUUGUCUUGGCGCUCGCCCCCCCCCCCCCCCCCCCCAAAAAAAUACAAUCGAAAUAAAAGAAAAUUGUCAGGUGAGCGUUCCCGAGCAAACGUUGCGCCGCUGGAUUGUUUCUCCGAGCGACAGAGCACGUGGCCGACAACAGUGUCACAGCGCGUUAGCGUCUCGGAAAGGUCAGUGGACAUUAGCCCGUGGCUCCGACGAUGAGAGCUCCUCUCGCCCACUCUGACCGCCCCCGGACCCCCGUCCCCCCCGUCUUUGCCAGGCCACAAAGCUUUUCAGACAGCACACGCAAAUAUGCCAGAAAGCACACACGCGCAGAUUUGGCCAGCAGAAAUGCAUUUGGCGAAUCCUGCAGAAAACAAUUUGGGGGGAAGAAACAAUUCUUGCAAGUACACGUGACAAAUAAUGACAUUUCGUUGUAUAUCAUGAGAAAAAGGAAUGCUUGCUAACCCCCCCCCCCCCCUUCCCAGCCCCCCCUCAAAAAUAUCUUGUGGAUUGCAUACAAUAAUUAUUGAAAAGACAUUGGAAUGGAUUUCGGGCUUCGUGGUUUCAAAUAUCGACUGUGGAAUUCCUCUGAAAAAUGCAACAUAGGAUUUUUCUCGUCGUGGCAAAUUGUCCGAAUGAUCGAAAAUGGCGAUUUUCCUUCUCGCACAUUUAGCGGGCCUUGUGGGCCUCGAAAGGCGGCGGGGCAAAAAGCGGCCAUCUUUCAUGAAGCCAAUUUAGGGGCCGUAGCUGUCCGGUCGGUCGGUCGGCGCGCGCGUGCCCUCGCCCGCACCCGCGCCCGCGCCCGCGCGCGGUGGGUGUGGUCUACUCUAUAUCUAGUCCAGGCUCGCUUGGGCCUCCAGCAGAAAUGUGGCGAUGAUGCCGAAGCGCAACUCGACUCAAACGUCACACCUCCUUCGCUUGGCCGGAAAACUGCGUUUUGUAAAUCUUGUGGCAUGGAAAUGUUCGGCGAUAACUCGUGCGCCGCCGCUCCUAAGCCGUGCAAUUGCGCUUUAGGCUUCCUGCAGAAGACCAACAGCCUGGAGGAGAAAGGGAGGCUGGCUCAGAAGAAGCUGCUCUCCUGCGACAACAGCAGCGACAGGGACGCCCGCUUCCGACGCACCGAGACCGACUUCUCCAACCUGUUUGCCCGAGACUUGUUGCCAGCCAAGAAUGGAGAAGAAGCGACCAUGCAGUUUUUACUGGAGGUGGUCGACAUCCUGACCAACUAUGUGAAGAAGACCUUCGAGCGCUCCACCAAGGUUUUGGACUUCCACCACCCUCACCAGCUGCUGGAGGGCAUGGAGGGCUUCAACCUGGAGCUGUCCGACCAGCCCGAGUCUCUGGAGCAGAUCCUGGUGGACUGCAGGGACACGCUCAAAUACGGAGUCCGCACAGGUCACCCUCGCUUCUUCAACCAGUUGUCGUCAGGUUUGGACAUCAUCGGCCUGGCGGGCGAGUGGCUCACGUCCGCCGCCAACACCAACAUGUUCACCUACGAGAUCGCGCCCGUGUUUGUUCUAAUGGAGCAGCUGACCCUGAAGAAGAUGAGGGAGAUGGUCGGCUGGCCCGGCGGCGAGGGAGACGGCCUCUUCUCGCCAGGGGGCGCUAUUUCUAACAUGUACAGCGUGAUGAUCGCACGUUACAAGUAUUUCCCCGAGGUCAAGACCAAGGGGAUGUCUGCUGCUCCUCGACUGGUUCUCUUCACAUCGGAACAUAGCCACUACUCCAUUAAGAAGGCGGGCGCUGCUCUGGGUUUUGGCACGGAGAACGUCAUUCUGCUGAGCACAGAUGAGAGGGGGAGGGUCAUUCCUGCUGAUCUGGAGGCUAAGAUCAUUGACGCUAAACAGAAGGGUUACGUGCCGUUAUUUGUCAACGCCACAGGUGGCUCCACCGUCUACGGCGCCUUUGACCCCAUCGAUGAGAUUGCUGACAUUUGCGACAAGUACAACCUGUGGCUGCACGUUGACGGAGCGUGGGGCGGCGGUCUGCUGAUGUCCAGGAAGCACCGCCACAAGCUCAAUGGAAUCGAGAGGGCCAACUCUGUCACAUGGAACCCGCACAAGAUGAUGGGCGUGCCCCUGCAGUGUUCGGCCAUCCUGGUCAGAGAGAAGGGACUGAUGGGCGGCUGCAACUCCAUGUGUGCCGGCUAUUUGUUCCAACAAGACAAGCAGUACGACGUCACAUACGACACCGGGGACAAAGCCAUUCAGUGUGGCCGGCAUGUCGACAUAUUUAAGUUCUGGCUCAUGUGGAAGGCCAAGGGCACCGUUGGCUUUGAGCAGCACAUAGACAGGUGCUUGGAUCUGUCUCAGUACCUGUACAACAAGAUCAAGAACAGGGAGGGCUACCAGAUGGUGUUUGAUGGCGCGCCCCAGCACACCAACGUUUGCUUCUGGUACAUUCCGCCCAGCCUCCGAGGAAUGCCCGACAGUGAGGAGAGGCGGGAAAAGCUCCACAGGGUUGCACCGAAGAUCAAGGCCAUGAUGAUGGAGUCAGGGACCACCAUGGUGGGCUACCAGCCUCAGGGAAACAAAGUCAACUUCUUCCGUAUGGUCGUGUCCAACCACGCGGCCACCCAAUCUGACAUCGACUUCCUCAUUGAUGAGAUAGAGAGGCUGGGUCAUGACCUGUAGACCUCCUAUAGCACCGCCGCAGUGUUCCAUGUGUUGUAUUUCUAAAGCGCAGCAUUGUGACUGUUCCCCACCUGAGGAGAGACCCAACAAGCGCGACGGACGCGUGCCGCUGGGAAGUCUCGUAUUGCGUACGUUCAAUCCUGUGUCGUUGAAUUCAUUUAGAUUCUUGUUCAAUGUGUGCGCGAAAAGCAGAGAAGCACAAUUCAAAACCUGACAAGCAUCAGGAAAUUCUUCUUCUGUAUACCAGAGUUCAGGUGUGCAUAUACAAUAUAUACUGGAUAAGUAUUUUAGGGAUGGUAUUUAUGAAACAUAAGCUAAUUAAUAUAUGUGUACAGGAUAGCAAUUCAAAGUCAAAUCCUGAGAGGAAGUGUUUAAGUCUGUCAUAUUCUCCGAGUCGGACAGGUUAGUUAUUAUUCUGUGUGUGUGUGAUUCUGAUGUUCAAAUGCUGGCUCAUUGUCUGUGCCCUGCGAUCACGUGAUACCGGUAUGUGUUCUUAAAAAGUAUUUAUUCGUAUUUGAUUAGAUGGAAAAAAUUGCAUUUUCAUUGUAUACAGAUUCAGGUAUUUUAAUGUAAGUGUAUCUUCAUGUGCAGUACAUGGUGAUCAUUUGUAUGAUGUAAAUCAUUGGUCAUUUCAAUGAUAGCGACUUUGUCGGCCAAAGAAAGAGAAUCCAGCGGAAAUAUUGCAAGUUGUUAUUCCUCGUAUAGAACUUUCUAGAUGUGUGUGACACGUGACCCUCGACUGCGAUGCAAUUUCUAUCGUGCGUUUAUUCCCGCGAAUGUCCGCAGUGGCCGACCGGCCUUCCGAUGGGACGGAGAACCAAAUGGAGACGUGUGAGGAUGUAGUCUCUUCUUGAGAAUGGCUCGCACGAAUUGGGCCAUCUGUUUGAAUUCUACGCAUUUACUGUAACAUAGUACAUUUAUUGUAGUACAUAUUACAUGUAUUUCCAGUAUUGUGGGAGCUCCACUGAAUAUCUUGUUUGAGGAGCUCCUCUUUGUGUCUUUGCACUAGUUUCCCGUUUCUUUCCUCCAUUGUAAAUGGAUGUGUACGACGAGAUAUUGACGAAACGUUGAUGGGAACCAGGGACGUUUAUGUGAAUCGAACGAUUGCACAAAUCACAUCGAAACACUUUGUUGUGAGCAACUGCUGUAUGGGACCAGAAUGGUUUUGAGAUGAAUAUAGCUGCAAAGGAAUGUUUACCGAGAGAUUAUCUGGAGGCACUUUAACAAAAACAAAACACAGCGUCCCUCAUAAGAUGUUUAAUAAAGUUGAAUAAACCCAUAUGACUUGU
This is a messenger RNA of Phycodurus eques (leafy seadragon), 4256 nucleotides long. Its product is annotated as glutamate decarboxylase 1-like. Lineage: Eukaryota; Metazoa; Chordata; Actinopteri; Syngnathiformes; Syngnathidae. Gene Ontology annotation, cellular component: presynaptic active zone; cytoplasm. The transcript has 14 exons. The record is from RefSeq and is a predicted model, not a curated record. Gene Ontology annotation, biological process: GABA biosynthetic process. Gene Ontology annotation, molecular function: glutamate decarboxylase activity; pyridoxal phosphate binding. Bases 877 to 2967 code for a protein of 696 amino acids.